UCCAGUAAGGAAGUCAAACUGUCUAUUCAAACGAAGUUGUUGAUCUCGGCUUUAUUUAUUGAGUUAAUUCACAACCAUUCAUUAUAAUCGAUUGAUCCACCGGCCUGUCUAAUCGCAGUGGACCGUCUGCAUAUCCAUGUCCAGCAAACGCAACCACCAUCGUGAAUGAGAAACCUGCAUUGAACUGUCUAUCAGCUUACAGUAGUUGACUUAAACGUAACAUGGCAAAAUAAGUUACAACAAACUUGCCUCUGAAACCCAGACCCAAACUGUCCUGAACAUCGGAUAUUUAUCAGGAAAGGAAUCAUGGCUGGAGAAGAUCCAUACCUCCCGGCUCAUGGAGGGUACAUGGACACAUUGGAAACAUUCAGAGAAGACCACCUAUGGAUGCCUAUGGACCAGUUUCAGACCAUCCAACACAACAAUAACACACUGAGGGCAGUUGACGGACCUUUUGUGCGAAUUAUCGAAGAACCAAAACAGAGGGGCUUCAGGUUCCGCUAUGGAUGUGAAGGCCCCUCCCACGGAGGACUCCCAGGGGCCUCCAGUGAAAAGAACAGGAAGUCUUACCCACAAGUCAAGAUCUGUAACUACCAGGGUUCAGCACGAAUGGUAGUUCAGCUGGUGACCAACACUCAGGAGCCCCAUCUCCACGCUCACAGCCUGGUGGGCAAACAGUGCGAUAAAGGAAUCUGCAUCACUGACUUGCAGCCCAAAGAUUCAAGCAUCAGUUUUCCUAACCUGGGCAUUUUGCACGUUACAAAGAAGAAUGUGAGUAAAGUUCUGGAGGAAAGAAUGAUCGAGGCCUGUAGGAUGGGAUACAACUACGGUGUCUUCAUCCAUCCUGACAUAAAUGCUCUCCAAGGAGAGGUCCGCAUGCCCAGAGAACUCACAGAUCAUGAGAGGAACCUGAUCAUCAGUGCGGCCUCUCAUCAGGCCAAGGAGAUGGAUCUGAGUGUGGUGCGGCUCAUGUUUACGGCCUUCCUGCCUGAUAGCGACGGAGGGUUCUCUCGUAGACUAGACCCAGUUAUAUCACAGCCCAUCUUCGACAGCAAGGCCCCGAACGCCUCCAAUCUGAAGAUAGUGCGGAUGGAUCGGACUGCCGGCUGUGUGACAGGAGGAGAGGAGGUCUACCUGCUGUGUGACAAAGUCCAGAAAGAUGACAUCCAGGUGCGUUUUUAUGAAGACGAUGAUUCAGGUUUGACCUGGGAAGCGUAUGGGGAUUUUUCCCCCACAGACGUUCACAGACAGUUUGCCAUCGUUUUCAAGACGCCCAAAUAUCGGGACCAGAACCUUCAGAAGCCCAUCUCUGUAUUUGUGCAGCUGAAGCGGAAAUCGGACAACGAAACGAGUGAACCUAAGCCAUUCACCUACCAUCCACAGAUAAUAGAUAAAGAAGAAGUCCAGAGAAAGAGACAGAAGACCUUGCCCAACUUUCCGGACUACAGUGGAGCGGGAGGUGGAACUGGAGGCAUGUUCAGAGGAGGAGGAGGCGGGUCCACAACAGGGGGUGGUUCCAGUGGAGGAGGAGGACAUUACUUCCAGGGCUAUCAAACCUAUAACAAUUACGGGUCUGGAUACAACUUCUCUGCGGGAAUGGGAGGAGGUGGGACCACCAUCAAGCAUGCACCUCAAGACCCUGUGGAAGACAGUGAUGAAGAUAGUGAUGAAGACAGUGAUACAGACGAUGAUCCAGCAGCAGGUAGUGUGGUGCGAAUCUGUGCCCCGCCAGAAACUGUUGAUGGGAGGGUAGCGAGUGAAGACACAGAAUCUACGGAAGAUGUGUAUUCAGAUGCCACAAGGUGUGUUUUUGAACCCCAUCUGGCUGCGCUAGCUGAAAAACAUGCUCAAGCUCUCUAUCAAUACGCAGUAAGUGGUGAUGCUAGAACACUUCUAGCUCCACAGCGCCCCCUCAUGACCACUCAGGAUGAGAACGGAGACACGGGUUUGCAUCUGGGAGUGAUCCACAGUCAGACAGAUGCAGUACGAACUUUAGCCCAAGUCGUUGCUGCUCUUCCCGGAGAGGAUGUUCUGAACAUGAGGAAUGAUCUCUACCAGACUCCGUUGCACCUAGCGGUGGUAACGCAGCAGAAAGAGGCAGUGUAUGCCUUGUUGGAGGCCGAAGCGGACAUCACGCUCACAGAUCGCCAUGGAAACACAGUACUUCACCUUGCGGCUCAGCAGAAAGAAAGCAGCGUGCUACGGUUGCUGCUAAAGCACAAAUCAGUGACGCGGUUAACUAGUGUCCACAACACAGCAGGGCUCUGUCCACUCCACAUGGCUGUGCAGGCGAACAGUUUGAGUUGUGUAAGGGCACUGCUGGAGAGCGGGGCAGAUGUGGAACUUCAGGAGCUCACAUGUGGCCGCACUGCACUUCACCUGGCCACAGAGCUGGACAACCUUUCCCUAGCUGGAUGCCUUCUACUCGAGGGUAACGCAAAUGUAGACAGUAUCACAUAUAACGGUUCCACAUCUCUGCACAUUGCUGCAGGACGGGGCUCAACCAAACUUAGCGCACUCCUCAUCGCUGCAGGAGCAGAUCCUCACAAAGAGAACUUUGAGCCACUGUUCUUCAAAGACGAUGAGUGGUGUGCUACAUGUGAGGAUGAGGAGGAGGAUGAAGGCUAUAUCCCUGGGAUGACCCCAAUGAACAUGGCAACUUCCCCAGAGGUUUAUGAUAUUCUUAAUGGACAAGAGUAUCAACCCACCACUGUUGUAGUUCCUCCACAAGGUGACAUGCAGAGCUUGAGCUCCGAGAUGAAGCAGGAUCUCUGUCAGUCUCUGGAGGAGCAGACGGGAGGCUGGGAGCGUCUGGCUCAUGCUCUGGGGCUUGGCAUUUUGACCAGUGCUUUCAAACUCAGCUCCUGCCCUGCUGGAAAGCUGCUGGACAGCUACGAGGUUUCUGGAGGAACUGUGUGUGAUCUGGUCGAGGGACUGAAGCGUGUUGGGAACAGCAGUGCUGUCAGUUUACUGCAGGCUGUGUGUAAAGAGGCAGAAGCCAUCCACACCACACCUCAACUCGCAGGUCCAGGGCUUUGUAAGACCAUUCAGAGUUUGACGCUUGGCCCCCAUCAGGAGGAGAGUGGGAUAUGCGACAGCGGGGUGGAGACCUCUUUCUAGAACCCCAGCCUGUCUCGCUGACUCUGCAUCUACGAACGCAACGACUCAAACUGAGGCCUGACUCUAAAGACCAGCUUCUUCUUCCUCACUACAGCAGCAUUGCCACUCAGCCUGAUGCCACACCUCCAAACGCUUUGAUUGGUGGACGUUAAACAGCCCAAUGCAGACACUCCUCAGGCACACCCGAAAUGUAAAUGAGGGAAAUCUGAGGAUGUUAACUGAGGAGUUCUCAAACUUUCUGGCCAUGGGGAUAUAUAUAUAUAUAUAUAUAUAUAUAUAUAUAUAUAUAUAUAUAUAUAUAUACAGCUUUUAAUAUGAAUAAGUACCAAAAAGCACUUAUUUGUACAUUUUAUUUUUAACUUGUAUAAGAGCUAUAUUGGCUUGGCUAUUUUUUUUAUAUUACUAAAUAGCUGUGUUUUCAUUUGUGGUUAAGCUGAGUGAGGAUUUGACUGAGAAUAUCCAGGUUGCUAAUAUCUGUGCAAAUGUGCAUUUGAUGCUCCUUCAGGAAACGCAAUAUUUACUCUCUUGGGCCUUAUUUGCUAAACAUUAUUGCAUGAAAUAACAGUUUCACAAAUAAGAAAACAAUUUCAGUGCAUGCAGGGUGUUCUCAAGUAGUUUUCUUUCUUUUUUCAAACAGUCGGAUUCAGGAACGGCACACUCCUCACACUUUUCUAUUUGGCUAACCUCUUAUGCAAAAGUCCUGAUGUAGUCCAGCUUAAGAGGGCUUUUCUCUUGGUGCUGGAUCAUGCAAGAUGCACACCUUAGCCAUGUGUGGAGGAUAAUUAUAGUAUCAUCCUAAGAGAAAAGAAUCGUCUAUUGGAUUACCAUGACUCUCUGGACCAAUCAGAUCCUUCCCUUCAUAAAAGACCCUCAGAAGCACACACACACACACAAAACAUGAAGCUUGUUCAACUGCUGUUUCUUGCCUUUUUUCAGCUGUGAUGCACAGCAUUGUUUAGGAUUGGAUUUUUUUUUUCAAAUUAUUUUUAGUGGUGCUACCUUGAAUUUCUGCUCACAGGUUCUGAUAAAACAAACACGAAACGUCAUAAGCUUUGAGAGAAUAUCCUCUCGUUCAUCUCCACAUAAUUCAUUAAUUUCUAAAAACAGGAGGGUUAGUCCUGGGCAGUUAAAUCAGCUGGUUCUAAGCGAAUAAGAGUGUGAACUAAUGUUUUUCAAAAGAGUGUGUUUGACUAGAUUAUGAUCUGGACUGUGUCUGUGUUUGAUUCAUACAGACUUUUAAGAUCUGUACGGGGUGUGUGAAUGGCGAUCGUAAUAACCAGAUACCCCAAAAUGAAAAUUCUGUCAUCAUUUACAGAAUGAUGAAGAUUAUUAAAAGAUAAAUGUCUUUUUUUGGGUUCAACGGAUGACACAAAGUCAUUUGGAAUGACAGUGAGUCAGUGAUGACAGAAAAUGAUUUUGGGAUGAACUGACCCUUUGAUCUCAGGUUGUUUAGGACAGAAUAUUGCUCUUAUAAUAUCUGGGAUCAGUUCUGAACUGUUUGUUCAACGUUACGCAACAAUAUAAAUGCAGACCUUAACCAAGAUCAACUCUCUGUUUGCUUUGUGACAUUUUCUAGACCUGAUCUUUGGACUGAUGGAGGGACUUGUGUGACACGAAAAUGCUUUCCGCCAUUGUGAUAUUUUUAUAGUAUAGUGAAUGCUAACAAGAGCAACAUAACUCCAAACCAAAGGUUUGUCAGGCACUGUAAUCUAUUUAUGUCUGUACCCUGUGAAACAGUGUUGUACAGAGGGAAAAAUGUGUGUGCUUUGUUACUGUUGUUAUUGUAAUACUUUUAUAAUAAAAUUAUUAAUUGUUUGUAACUGUUUUGAUGUCAUGUAUAACUUGUGUUAUAUCUGUAAUGAUGUACAUAUUGAAUAUCUACCCCCCAAUAACAUUAUAAACGCUGU
Xyrauchen texanus (razorback sucker) is the source of this 5027-nucleotide messenger RNA. RefSeq names its product nuclear factor NF-kappa-B p105 subunit-like. NCBI's taxonomy places the organism in Eukaryota, Metazoa, Chordata, Actinopteri, Cypriniformes, Catostomidae. The transcript is spliced from 24 exons. Gene Ontology annotation, biological process: canonical NF-kappaB signal transduction; innate immune response; inflammatory response. The coding region runs from base 307 to 3120 and encodes 937 amino acids. Gene Ontology annotation, cellular component: cytoplasm. Gene Ontology annotation, molecular function: DNA-binding transcription factor activity, RNA polymerase II-specific; RNA polymerase II cis-regulatory region sequence-specific DNA binding; protein binding. The record is from RefSeq and is a predicted model, not a curated record.